AUGGAUUUCAACGAUCUGGACCACCAGGACUUCUUUGACGACUUCCGCAGCCCCCGCAAUUUGCGUCAGAUCUUCGAGGAUGACGGCCGUGCCUUGGAGCAGGAAUCCUCCAGUUUGCGCUAUCAACCGGGUGGCUCCAAAAAAUCACAGAGUAUCAAAAAGCCGGGUAUUCCCAGGAUUCCCAAAUCAGAUCAGGGAGAUCCUCCUUCGCCCACCUGGAACACGGUGAUCGCCAAGGUGGUUCAUGCCUAUCAGAGCUCCCAAAAUUUAGGACGCGUCGGUUUGGCCCUCUCCAUUUUGGCCGCCGAUCAUCUGGAUCAUCCAAGCUGCAAGCUGAUUGUCUACAAGAGCAAAAACCAGGUGCUGACCACCCAUCACCAGGGAAAGGUCAUCCUGCGGGAGUCCUAUCUGCAGUUCUACGAUGCAGAGCAACGUUUCUGGAGCCUGCGAUUCGAGAAGCCAGCGGAUGAGCAGGAAUUUGUGGGCUAUAUGUUGAAAAACAAACUGCCAGUGGAACAGCAGUCUGGCGAGGAUUUGUCUAAACCGAGAGGGAAUCCACAGCCGCAGCCACGUGCAAGGAUAGCGAUGCCCAGCAGUCUGGAGAAGCUGGAGGAUCAGAAUGAGGAGGAGGAACAACGUAGCGAGGAUGUGAUAGUCACGCCACUGCCGCGACCCAUUGGUUCAUCAUCGAAUGAGGAGCAGGGAAAGACACUAAAGACUCUAGACACUGCGAUGAUGGAGCACAAAAUGGACGCCAUACUGCAGGCCAUGCAGCGCAUAGGAGGAAAGUCAGCGGUGGUAGCACCACCUCCUCCUUCUGCUCAAAAUCAAGAGGACAGCGAGGAUGAGAUGUUGGAGCUGGAGCAGAAGCUACUCAACCUCAAGCGGGAGAAUCGUGCGCUUAAGAGAAACCUAAAGGCACGCGAACAGGCGCUCGAGGAUCUGCGCUGCUCCGCCUGUUCGCUUUGCGAGGAACUCCUCAGCCAGAAUGGCGAUCUCAGGGAGCAGAAAAAACAAAGAGAUUCCCAUUUGGAAUCCAGUUGUCACAACUGCGAGCUGUCUUCCAAGCAAAUAGCCAAAAUGCAGCGACACAUUGCCGUCCUGCAGGAGGCACUGCGGAUCUUUCAGAAACCGAACGAUGCCAGCACGGUUCGGAUAUAGUAGUCAUAGGGUUUAAGUACCCCGAAAAUGUAUUAAAUUGUUUGUUCAGGAUGCCUGACAUAUCGAUAAUUACAAGCCACACACUACCAGUAUAGCCUUAAAAAUAAAAACUAUGACCAUUUAA
Drosophila takahashii is the source of this 1285-nucleotide messenger RNA. RefSeq lists its product as uncharacterized. NCBI's taxonomy places the organism in Eukaryota, Metazoa, Arthropoda, Insecta, Diptera, Drosophilidae. The record is from RefSeq and is a predicted model, not a curated record.